AUGGGGCGCACGACCCGCCCAUCCUUGGCGACGACCAGUACAUCUACCCCUCCCACCUCCUAUUCCAAGGGCUCCCUCUCUUCCGCCCGAUCCUCCCUUAUCAACGUCCUCUCCCGUCCGCGUCUUCCCCUCACCUCCCUCUCCACAGCGACAGCAUUGGCGCAGAGCGAUGGCCAGUUGACGCCCGAGGAUGAUUACUCCACGGCGUCAUCAUAUGCCAGUUCGGUCUCGUCUUCGGGUGGCAGCUUCAGCGGAAACUCCAAGGAGGACAAUGCAGAGGAGAUUGCCAAGGCGUACAGGAACUACCUGGAGAAGCCGUUUGUCAACACCAAGAGUGGAAUCAAGCAUUCCGAGUUUGGGCACUGUAACAACCCCAAUUGGCGCUGGACCAGUCAAUGGAACACGGACGAACCCAUCCAUCCGGAAGAAGAUCUUGCACCUCCCCUCUACAUCCUCGUCUCGACCUACUUCUCCUACCUCAUCUUCAUUAUCCUCGGCCACAUGCGCGACUUUUUCGGCAAACACUUUGCCGUCUCACGCUAUGCCCACCUCCUGCCUACCAAAGACUACGCCGCCCUCUACUCAGAUUUCGACUCGUUCUACGUCCGUCGGCUCAAGAAGCGGAUUGACGACUGCUUCUCUCGUCCCGUUACUCAGGUCCCCGGUCGUACCAUCAACCUGCUCGAUCGAGAGUCGUCCGACCAGAAUGAGCACUUUGAGCUCACCGGAACGCAAACUCGCGCACUGAACGUCUCGUCCUACAACUAUCUCGGAUUCGCUUCUUCCACCGGCGGUUGUGCUGACGCCGUGGAAAGCUCUAUCCGGCGGUACGGUGUCGCGUCGGGCGGUCCCCGGCACGACGCCAACACGCUCGACCUGCAUCAGCAGUGCGAGAAGCUCGUCGCUAAAUUCUGUGGCGCCGAGUCGUCCAUGGUCUUUUCGAUGGGGUUCGCUACCAACUCUACCAAUAUCCCCGCACUCGUCGGCAAGGGCUGUCUUGUCAUUUCCGAUGAGCUCAACCACGCGUCCAUCCGGUUCGGUGUACGGCUUUCCGGCGCGUCGGUCCGCAUGUUCAAGCACAACGACAUGGGCGCGCUGGAACAGUUGUUGCGGGAGGUGAUCAGUCAGGGUCAGCCGCGGACACACCGUCCGUGGAAGAAGAUCCUGGUGAUUGUGGAAGGGCUUUACAGUAUGGAGGGGAGUUUGUUGAACCUUCCGGUCUUGAUUGACUUGAAGCGGCGAUACAAGUUCUACGUCUACGUCGAUGAGGCCCACUCUAUCGGUGCGAUCGGACCCAACGGACGCGGCGUCUGCGAUUACUUUGGCAUUGACCCGCGCGAAAUCGACGUCCUCAUGGGUACCUUCACCAAGUCUUUCGGAGCGGCCGGCGGAUACGUCGCGGGAACCAAAGAAUUGAUCGACCGUCUCCGCGUUCGGUCCCACGCCUACACCUACGCCGACGCCGUCUCCCCCGCCAUCCUCACCCAGGUCAUCUCAUCCAUGGGCUCCAUCAUGGGUGUCGCUCCUCCGCUUGCACCUGUCAAGGAGGAUGACGACGCCAUGUCGGUCAUGUCUCGCCCCAUCUCUUACGGUCCCGCACUCGCCAGCCAACUCCCUCCAUGGCUCAACCUCCCCGCAACACUCUUGAACGGCACAGAAGGGCGGGAGAGAUUACGCCGUCUCGCUUUCAACUCGCGAUACCUUUCAUCGGGACUGAGGAAACUCGGCUUCCUGAUGUACGGUCAUCGCGAUUCUCCCAUCAUCCCUUUGCUCAUCUUCAACCCGGGCAAGAUGCCGUAUUUCAGUCAGAUGAUGUUGAAGCGGAUCGGGCCGGAUCUGACCCCUAUCGUCGUCGUUGUUGUGGCCUACCCCGCAACACCGCUCAUCACCUCCCGCGUUCGGUUCUGCCUCUCGGCAUCGCAUACCAAAAACGAUAUCGAUCUCAUCCUGCGCGCAGCAGACGAGGUCGGAGAUGUGCUGGAUUUGAAGUUGGGCGAGCAGACCAUGUCGGUCGAGGAGGUCAUUGCGAGCGCAGAGGAACUGGUGGCGGCGGCUUUCUGA
Molecule: messenger RNA, 2061 nt
Organism: Dioszegia hungarica
Lineage: Eukaryota; Fungi; Basidiomycota; Tremellomycetes; Tremellales; Bulleribasidiaceae
Product: pyridoxal phosphate-dependent transferase
Exons: 4
Coding region: 1-2061 (686 amino acids)
Biological process (GO): sphingosine biosynthetic process; ceramide biosynthetic process
Cellular component (GO): serine palmitoyltransferase complex
Molecular function (GO): pyridoxal phosphate binding; serine C-palmitoyltransferase activity
Source: RefSeq, a predicted model, not a curated record